Portunus trituberculatus (swimming crab) is the source of this 3204-nucleotide messenger RNA. Its product is annotated as serpin B8-like. The record is from RefSeq and is a predicted model, not a curated record. The transcript has 7 exons. The coding region runs from base 382 to 1587 and encodes 401 amino acids. Gene Ontology annotation, molecular function: serine-type endopeptidase inhibitor activity. NCBI's taxonomy places the organism in Eukaryota, Metazoa, Arthropoda, Malacostraca, Decapoda, Portunidae.
CAAGGGGCAGGAGUCGCCGUGUGGCAGUGGUGGUGAGGAGGGCGAGCUACGGGCAGGCUCUCGACGCACCUCGGGGCCUUCACACGCAAUCACCACUCACCCGCACCCACUGCACCCUCCACUCCCCAUUCAAGCUUUCCUUCUGCUCCUCCUCCUCCUCCUCUCUCAAGAAUCUCUGUUCCUACCUCCCCUUCCUCCUUCUUCCCCAAGUGUAUUUAUGCCCGUGGGAAGCAAGUUGCGGUGUUCUCCCUGACUCCCAAGGCGGGCGGGACUAGCUGAGUCUUGCCGCCGAGCGUGACUCCCCGCUCCAGACGCAGCCUCCCUAGCAGUCACGCUCCUCCUGACUCACGUGGCGCGCUGAGGAAACCAAAUCAAGGUGGCAUGGGCGUGGCGCGAGUGACAGUGUGGGUGGCGUGGGUGGCAGCUAGCGUGGUGAUGAUGGCAGUGGAGUGGGCGCCUCUUGCUAGUGGGGCGCCGUCACCUAGCGUGCAGAGUUUCUCCAUGGCUCACUUCGGCUUUACUCUCGACCUGUACACGGCGCUGGUGAACGAGAGUGCCAAGGAAGACAAUCUCCUCUUCAGCUCCGUGGGUCUGGCGGCCGUGCUGUCCCCUCUCCUGGCCAGCGGGGACUCUCUCAUUAGUCAGCAGAUUAGAGAGGUGUUGCGUCUCUCUAACAUGAGCGUCGCCUGUGUGGAGAAGGGCCACACUGAUAUGCUUGCCCACUUCAAGAGCACUUACUACGACGAGGUGCUCCAGCUUGGCUACACCGUGUUCUUCCCGCCCUCCGCCCACUCCACCAGCGCCCUCUACUCUGAAGGCAUGGUGCAACAGGUGGAUUUUCUCGAGAAUGCUGGGGACGUGGCCGCGAAAGUGAGCGAUUGGGUGACGACGGUGACAAGGGGACGGAUUGGGCCAGUGGAUGCCGUGACGGAGGCGCUGCCGGCUGGGGGAAACGCGGGGAUAGCUGUAGUGGCCCUCGCCUUCUCUGGCCAAUGGCUCCACGGCUUUCAACCUGAGCUGACUUUCGACAAGGGUCUCUUCUACACCACGCCCCAGGAAAGGUUUGAGAUCCCGAUGAUGGUGGGUCGUCUGGAGCUCCCCCUGGGCUCCUACCCGCCCCUGGAGGUGCGGGUGCUGGAGCUGCCCCUCGCCGCCCGUCGCGCCUCCACCUUCAUCCUACUGCCGGACCACCCCGAGCGAGGCCUGGCGCCCCUUGAACACAACAUGACGCAAAACAACAUGAAAGCACUCUUCUCCAGCCUCAAGGACGAGCGAGUGAACCUUCGUCUGCCAAGGUUUCGAGUGGAGGUCACCCAACCGAUAAAGUCAGCCCUCACCUCACUGGGCCUGAGCAGCGUGUUUCCUCAGCCCCUGCAGGACAUCCACCACAGGUUGGUGGUGGAGGUGCGGGAGGCGGGCGAAAACAACACCCACGCCCAGGACUCCCGCGGCGACCAGGUGGGGACUUUUGGGGACAAGUACUUCGAAGUGGACCAUCCGUUCGUCUUCUUCGUGUGGGACUACCGGGCCAGCAGCGUCCUGGUGAUGGGCCGUGUGGUCUCGCCCGAACCCAUUCUUGUCAACUAACUCGACCCCUGGUGGCCUUGAGGGGAAUUAUGAUCGUUCACCGUUUUCUUUUCUUUUUCCUUCGUUCUCUUCUAUUCCUUUUACACAUUCACUCUUUUAUUCUUUCUUCUUUUGUAUUUUCUCUCCACUACGUUUCGCUGAAUAUCUCCACACUCAUUUUGUGCUCAACUGUACAUGCAUGCAUUCAUACAUACAUACAUGCAUACACACAUACUCGUACAUACACACAUACAUACGCAUAGUAAAUCUACUUAUACAAGCUUUAUACGUACAGAGGAAUACACGAUUCCUUGAUCUCCUUUCACUGAAGCACACAACAAUAUUUCGCUUGUUUUCUUCAUAAUUUCCAAGCUUCCUAUAUUCCUUUCGUGUUAUGUCCGGUGUUAUUUCUCGUGCUAUUUCCGGUGUUAUCUCCACGUAGGAUGAUCUCAUAGUCCUUCUGUCCGGCAGUUGGUGAUUGGCGCUUGUCAUCCUGAAGCAGAGGUCCUGACAAGCUUUUCAUCACUUGUUGCUCAGCUUUCACUCGCGUGGUGGAGCCUCAGUGGCCGCGGCGGUGACCUGCUUGUGUCCUGAGAGGCGCGCGUCACCCUGCAUGGGCACUGCUGCAGGACUCCACGCAAUCGAUGAACUGGUCGUUACUGGUCGUAGCGUAUGCAAGUUUAAGUGUCAUAAUAACAACCUGUCGCAUGGUUGUUUGCCCCAAAGUAAGCCACAACGAGCCAGCCAGGGCGUCCCGUACACCGCUAGGCUGACUUCUUAAACGUUUCAUUCAGUGGUUUGGUCCUUAAUAUUUUUCUUAAUUUUUUUUUUUCUAGCACAGUAUUGCAAGUUACAGAAGUUUUCCAUUGUGCUUACAUGAUUCAAAUGAUGAUUUAAUGGGAAUUUCAUAUCAAUUAUAAAGAUAACCUGAUAACCCAGUCUUGAUAACGUUUAAUGUUCUGAAACGUUUCAACGUCUUAUCAGUGACUACCAUAAACAGGAUUCUGCUACAGCAUUGCAAGUUACAGAACUUUACAAGAGUGUUUAAAUUUUUCUAGUGAUAGGCUCACGAGAAUUCCACUCCGUCAGUGACCAAACAACAUGAAAAACAUGAUUAAUCAUCACUGAAACCUCUGAAAUGUUUCACAUUUCCAAACGUUGCACUGUCUUGUCAUUGAAAAAAAGACUAAGCAAAUCAUCACAGCUUUCGAAGAAUAUUUCCAUGAUUCAAGUGACAGGUUAACAAUAAUUAUAAAACAUCUAUGGCAAAAAUCCGACUAUCCGUCACUGUAUCUCAUGGAAACAGUCCUGAGAAGAAACGUUGCAAGAAUAAAAGCCAGCCAACUGAACCAACGCACACACAGACACACACACAAACACACACACACACACACACACACACACACACACACACACACACACACACACACAAAAGAAAGCCAAGUGACUCCCUGGCGCGGUCGUGGCUUGCUAUGGAUUCCCGACAGUUACUCCUAUACACUUAUGCAUGUGAUGUGUCGCGGCUUCACAGUGAUAUGUAUAUUUAGUGACAGUGUGAUGUGAGCUGUUGUGGGGAGGUCCAAGUCAAAAAGGAACUGUGAUAAUGUGCUUAAGAGCCUCGUGUGGGAGGGCGUGGGG